Molecule: messenger RNA, 1775 nt
Organism: Acanthopagrus latus (yellowfin seabream)
Lineage: Eukaryota; Metazoa; Chordata; Actinopteri; Spariformes; Sparidae
Gene: gnpnat1
Product: glucosamine-phosphate N-acetyltransferase 1
Exons: 6
Coding region: 206-760 (184 amino acids)
Biological process (GO): UDP-N-acetylglucosamine biosynthetic process
Cellular component (GO): endoplasmic reticulum; Golgi apparatus; endoplasmic reticulum-Golgi intermediate compartment
Molecular function (GO): monosaccharide binding; glucosamine 6-phosphate N-acetyltransferase activity
Source: RefSeq, a predicted model, not a curated record
AGCGUCUCUGCCACGUCAUACAGAAGAGCUGAUGCCAAGCGGAAACAGCGGCCGAAAACACCCACACUGUUCAACUUAAUGAUGUAGCCCAACCUCACACAGAACUAGUCCAACUUCCCAGUCGUCGUUCUACAGCAAACGAGCGGGGGAAUUUAACCGGACCUUCUCUUCUUGUGUGUGUGUGUUUUUAUACCGAGUGUGUGGAAUGCUGCUGGACGAGACUCCGCUGUUUGAGCCCUCCCUGCUUCAGGAGCUGGACUGGAGCAGCAACACUGUCUCCUUUUCACCCCCCAUCUCCGUGUCCAACCCAGGAGAAGGCCUGGUGCUCAGGCCGCUCUGUAUGGCAGACUUUAACAGGGGAUUCUUCAAGGUUUUAUCUCAACUUACUCUGACAGGCGAUGUCACACCAGAGCAGUUCUCCAAAAAGUUUGAGCAUAUGAAGAAGACGGGAGACUACUAUGUUGUCGUGGUGGAGGACACAACCCUGGGACAGAUUGUUGCCACAGCCACAUUGAUUACAGAACACAAAUUCAUCCACUCGUGUGCAAAGAGAGGCCGGGUGGAGGAGGUAGUAGUCAGUGACGUGUGCAGAGGGAAGCAGCUGGGCAAACUGUUAGUUUCGGCUCUCACUCUUCUCAGCAAAAAACUGAAUUGCUAUAAAAUCACACUGGAAUGUGCACCUAAAAAUGUGGCUUUCUACCAAAAGUUCGGCUACAGCGCCUCAGAUGAGACGUACAUGCAGUGUCGGUUUUCUGACUGAGGACAGCAGCUUUGAACCUCCCUCUGGGGGCAUGGACCACGCCUUUAUUCACCCACUGACAUCAAAACUUUACACUGACAACGUGUCUUAACAACUGUGUUCACAGUUGUGGCACAGAGGAGUCAUUCUUGAAUGCUCAUGCUAACACAGGGGUAAACAUAAACGUAUGUUGAAGCCCUCUGCUUUAGUCCAACAUCAUCCUCCGUCCCUUUGGUAACCAUGGCUACCUCACCAGGGUGGAGCCCUGUCAUCGUCUUCCCCCACCAUCUGAAGAAUGUCAGUUACUGUAAAUGUAAUGUCUUAUUGUGUUACAUCCUUAAUUAUACAUCCUGAAGUAAUCUGCAGUGUAUCUACAGAGAAAACGCAAUUGUAUCAUCAGCAGUUAGCGCAGAUAGUGGUUUGGGAAAUCAAGAUGGUACAAAAGUUAUGUAUCAGAUAAUAAUUAAAUUAUGUUUGACAGGCAGCAAUUUCAUAUAUUCACUACAAAACCAAGUAUGGUUCAGGUACAUGCUUUAUAUCAUGAUUCAACUUUAGUCUCACAGAUCUGUGUUGCAUUGAUCAUCGAGUCACCAAAGAAAAUCAACUUGGUUUCUUUAAACGUGAUCAUAAACUUAAUGUCUCUUUAGGUUUUAAUUGGGUUUAACUUUUCUUAUCUGUCCUUUUUGGUACAAAGUGCUCUCUAUCCUGGCAUGCUUUUUCUUUGACAGUGGUGUUGAUGGAAACUACAGGAUAAUGAAGGUUCAAAGAUGUGCAUUACUAUCAUGUCAAGACUGUUAAAUUGCAGAACAUUUCUAGUGAACAAAAAGUUUUGUAUUUGGUCGAUAUUUGAAAUCUGAUCACAGCUGUGAGAAUGAUUGAAACAUUUUGUGAUGGGAAAUGGAUAAGAAUGACUUUUUGAAAGUGACCUCUUAUUUAAGAUUUAUAAUUAUGCUGUUAAUCUGGAGAACAGGGGAACAUAUUUAAUGUAAUUUAUUUCCAAACAUGUAAUAGUCACAUAAACUAUUCUAUGACCUGC